ACAUAAAGAGAUUCGAGGGCCUUUUUGAAGGGGCAGGGCCGGGUCGGCGCGCAGACGUUCGCGCGCAGCGGGGCGCGGGGCGGCCGGGGGCGGCCCAGUCCCGUGCCGAGCGCCGCUCGGGCCGGCCGCGUCACGAGCCGCAUGAGCGCGCCGGAGUGCUAGCGCAGGUGCGCGGGUGUGGUAUGCCCGCGCGUCGCCGCCAUGGCCCCUCUGCUGGUGGCCUUGGCGCUGAUGACCUUGCUGCCCGUGUCGGAGCAAGGUCCCCACGAGAAGCGUCUACUGAACGCUCUGCUGGCGUCGUACAACACGCUGGAGCGGCCGGUAGCCAACGAGAGCGAGCCGCUCGAAGUCAAGUUCGGCCUGACGUUGCAGCAGAUCAUAGAUGUGGACGAGAAGAAUCAACUACUUAUAACCAAUAUAUGGCUGUCAUUGGAAUGGAACGACUACAACCUGAGGUGGAACGAUAGCGAGUACGGCGGCGUGAAAGACCUGCGCAUCACACCCAACAAACUGUGGAAGCCAGACGUUCUUAUGUAUAAUAGUGCUGAUGAGGGUUUUGACGGGACCUACCAGACCAAUGUGGUGGUCAGAAACAACGGCAGUUGCCUGUACGUGCCCCCGGGCAUUUUCAAGAGCACAUGCAAGAUAGACAUCACGUGGUUCCCCUUCGACGACCAACACUGUGACAUGAAGUUCGGUAGCUGGACCUACGAUGGCAACCAGCUGGAUCUGGUGCUUAAGGAUGAGAAUGGUGGCGAUUUAUCCGACUUCAUUACAAAUGGAGAGUGGUACUUAAUAGGAAUGCCAGGAAAAAAGAACACGAUAACAUAUGCGUGUUGUCCAGAGCCCUACGUGGAUGUCACUUUCACCAUUAUGAUAAGAAGAAGAACGUUAUAUUACUUCUUCAAUCUAAUAGUUCCGUGUGUCCUUAUCUCUUCGAUGGCUCUCCUGGGCUUCACUCUCCCACCAGACUCUGGAGAAAAAUUAACACUCGGAGUCACUAUUCUUCUCUCGCUGACGGUGUUCCUCAACCUGGUAGCCGAGACCCUGCCGCAGGUCUCCGACGCGAUCCCCUUGUUAGGUGUUACGAUCCUCCUGUCACAAACAGUUUUCUCCCUAUUGGUGGGGCACGUUAUCACAAAAACGUCAGAGGCCAUCCCCCUGAUAGGGACGUAUUUCAACUGCAUCAUGUUCAUGGUGGCGUCGUCGGUGGUGCUAACUGUCGUGGUGCUGAACUACCACCAUCGCACCGCCGACAUACACGAGAUGCCACAGUGGAUAAAAUCCGUGCUCCUGCAAUGGUUACCAUGGAUACUGCGGAUGUCGAGGCCGGGCAAGAAGAUCACGCGCAAGACCAUCAUGCUGUCCAAUCGGAUGCGAGAGCUGGAGCUGAAGGAGCGCUCGUCGAAGUCGCUGCUGGCCAACGUGCUGGACAUAGAUGACGACUUUCGGCAUGGUCCGGGAGCGCCUAACAGUACGGCGUCGACGGGGAACCUCGGGCCAGGCUCCCCCAGAUGCUCCAUCUUCCGCACCGACUUCCGCCGCUCGUUCGUGAGACCGUCAACCAUGGAGGACGUGGGCGUGGGCCACCAUCGGGAGCUGCACCUCAUACUGCGGGAGCUGCAGUUCAUCACGGCGAGGAUGAAGAAGGCGGACGAGGAGGCGGAGGUCAUCAGCGAUUGGAAGUUCGCGGCUAUGGUUGUGGACAGGUUUUGCCUGUUCGUGUUCAGCCUGUUCACGAUCAUCGCGACGGUGGCGGUGCUGCUGUCCGCGCCGCACAUCAUCGUACAGUGAGGCCGCACGCGCCCCACGCACCGAGAGAGAACUAUGCUUAAACCUAGACUUAUGAUAUACCUUGCGCCCCAAUCAAAAUGGCCACCUAGGACGGUAAUGGGUCAAUCUGACGACACCUUUGUUAUCUCAUUCUGACCUAUUACUGAGCACCUAUUAUUGUUACCUGUGGCGCAGUGGAUACUUCUAAUUUUAAAACUGUAUAAUAUUGUAUCUAAAUACGUGGUUCAAGCGCACACGGUCCCUAAACCAAGUCGAAAGACGGUAAAUAUAAAUAACAUACGUUACGUAGUAAGUCCGACAUAAUUAUAAAAUGAUUGUGAUGUUGACUAGGAUGUUAUACAGAUAAACGUUGACAAUUAUAAUUUGUUAAAAAUUUAAUAAUAUUACUAAUUAAAGGUAAAAGAGGUUUUAAUGAAUUGUUUUAAAGGUACGCUCGAAAGGUUUGGCUCCGCGCGGCAUAGAUUUUUGUUCUAAAAAUUUUAAUAAGCAAUUUACGAAAUAUACAACUGAUAUUGAAGAAUUUUACUGACAAAUUAUUUAUUUAAUACAGUUUAAUACAUGCACAAUCGACAUAUAUAUUUUGUAUUGGCGUUUAAGAUAGUUGUUAAUUUUGGAAUUGGGAUCUUAGAAGCGAGAGGGACGGCGCCCGCUCGGGUCGUAAUCCUUUAAGCAAAUGAGGGAUCACAGAUGCUGACAUUACCUUAGGGUAGUAAGUAACGUGUAUAUAACAUAAAGGAUCAAAUAUUGGUAGACUCGACUUAUAAUACGUCGUUACGGUUAUGUUUUAAGAUAGAUCUAUACGCGAGUUCGCGUCACGAGCGACGCGACGCGUAUAUCGCGGUUCACUUGUUUACCUUUAAUUUCCGUUGGAGCUCCAGGAAUUGUUUUAGUCGUGGAAUUGAUACAAAAUAAACAAUUAACAUGAUGGAACCAAAGUAAUGGUAGAUAGUUAAAAUUAUUGUAAAACAAAAGCUUAAACUAAUUGUUAAAUCAUCAAUUACAUCUUAAUUGUGUAAGUGAGCAUAACCGCAGUAUUAAGGACGUAGAUGAAUUGGAACAUACCUAUUCAAAUUUAUUAGAGUCAUUGAGCAUAAGCACGACACGAAGUACUAGGAGCAUUCUAGUGGUUAUUUUAUCUAGUCCCUUUAGCGACCUAGCGAGCGCGGCAGCGGCGCAUUUGGGAAACGUUUAUCAAUAAUGUACAUAAUAGUUAUCAAUUAUUAACGUGUGUAUUUGUACAUAAUAUCAAAAAAUGCAGCAAAAAAUAUUAUUCAUUUUGGAACAAUUACUGGUACGAAUUGCGAAUUUAUUGUAAUUAACUAGUUUCAGCACGAAAGAAAAAAUUAAAAAUGAUUUAUCUGUUUUGAUAAGGUAAACGCCUGUCUUCACAGCACGCUCU
Molecule: messenger RNA, 3193 nt
Organism: Cydia amplana
Lineage: Eukaryota; Metazoa; Arthropoda; Insecta; Lepidoptera; Tortricidae
Gene: nAChRalpha6
Product: neuronal acetylcholine receptor subunit alpha-7
Exons: 13
Coding region: 202-1794 (530 amino acids)
Biological process (GO): regulation of membrane potential; monoatomic ion transmembrane transport; signal transduction
Cellular component (GO): neuron projection; plasma membrane; synapse
Molecular function (GO): acetylcholine-gated monoatomic cation-selective channel activity; transmembrane signaling receptor activity
Source: RefSeq, a predicted model, not a curated record